AGUAUUUACGAAACGAACUGUAUUUUUAAUUACUAGUUGCAUUUAGUAUUAAGUUUAUUUGUAUCUAAUAAGAUAUAAUAAACUAGUGUAUGGUGGUUCUGUCUAGUCGUGUCCGAACUCCGAAGACAGCAUUCAGUUUUCAUUCAGUAAUUGCACAUCGUGAUCGCGGUCCGCGCUCGCGCCUCUCGUUCUGCGCUCGCCGCUCAGCGCCCGCUCCAAGUGUUCUGUGGCCCGCUCAGUCGAUUCUCGCCUUUUGAGCUUAGAUGGUUGUUUGUGCAGUGUUGUACUUUUGAUUACAACUUUAUGAACAUACCGUGACUCAGUCGCAAUUCGCGUGUCUUCGUCAGUGGACAGUUUUACAAGUCGAAAUGCAAAUUCGGUAGAAAAAUAAUUGUAAUUGAGUGUAGAUAAAACAUAUCAAAAUGCUCGCGGACGGUGAAAUAGUUGGUGACGGUUCAUGGAACCUCACGAUUUACGUGACGGAUUUGAAUGAGAAACGCACCAUGGUCGUCAAGGGAGAUAUGCAUAUUGGUGGUGUGAUGCUGAAACUCACUGAGAGUUUUGGUAAAGAUUUCAAGAAGGACUGGUCGGAUCAUGCGCUAUGGUGGCCGACGCGGAACAAGUGGCUGGCCCGGCCGAAACACACGCUCGACCAGUACGGGGUGCACGCGGACGCGGCGCUCCACUUCACGCCCAUGCACAAGCCCAUCCGGAUACAGCUGCCCGACCUCAGAUACAUCGACUGCAAGAUCGACUUCUCCAUUGACACGUUCAGCGCUGUCAUGCAGCUGUGUAAAAGCCUAGGCAUACGACAUCCGGAAGAACUGUCUUUGUGUUAUCCGUUGGAGCCGUCUCACCUAAAACAGAACUACCAGAACCUGAAGGAAGCAAAGAAGAUUAAAAUCGCCCAGCCCGAUACUAACACAUUCAUAGCUGCCACCAGGGGAUCGUCGAAUAGCCUGGACAGGUCUCUAGCUUGUCCCGCCACACCUCCACCUCCGAGGUCCCUGUCAGCCACGCCGGUUGCCUCACAACAGAAUGGUACCCUCCGCCGCUACGGGAACCACAUAUACAGCACGCAGAGCGACGGCUCCAGCGACGGCGGAUACUGCAGCACUCCGCCCCGCGCCGCGUCCCUCGACGCCCUGGACGCCCUGGCGGAGAUGUCCCUCGCCGACUCGCCGCUGGAGCCCGACACUCAAUCCCGGGAGUCACUCCUCACGCCCAAGUCUCUAAUGGAGCGCGCCAGAAUGAAUGUCGGCUGGCUGGACUCAUCACUGUCCAUCAUGGAGCAGUACGUGCGGGAGUGGGACACGCUGCAGCUGCGCUUCAAGUUCUACUCGUUCUUCGACCUGACGGCCCGCGCGCCGGACGCGCCGCGCCUCAACCAGCUGUACCAACAGGCGCGCUGGCAGGUCCUCAACCAGGAGGUGCACUGCACCGAGGAGGAGAUGCUCCUGUUCGCUGCGCUACAGUUGCAAAUCGAGCUGCAGACCCUGGCUGGCGGCAGCGCGGAGGCGGCUGACACGAGCGCGGGGAGCGCGGGGGGCGCGGCGGAAGACGAGAUAGAUGCGGCCCUCAGCGAGCUGCAGGUCCAGUUAGAGGGGGGACCGCCAGCUAGAGCCGAUAUCACCGCUGUUCCCGAGCUCGCUGGAUACUUGAAGUAUAGGGGGAGUUACAACGCUUUAUGUGCAUCUCGUCAGCGCUUCACACUGCGCGCUUACAAGCGUGGCUGGGUGUCUUGUCGCGACGGCGUGCUGCGUAUACACAGCUCGCGAGAGGCGGCCGCGCGCGGGGACGCACCGUCUUACGCUGUUGAACUCAGAGGAGCUGAGGUAACGCCUGACGCGCACCCGGCGUCAGACAGAUACGGCAUCAAACUGGAGGUGCCGUCUGAAGACACCAUGCACGAGAUGUGGCUCAAGUGUGAGAAUGAGGAGCAAUACGCGGAGUGGGUGGCGGCGUGCCGGCUCGGGUCGCGCGGGCGCUCGCUGGCUGACGCGGCGUUCGCGAGCGAGGCGGCCGGCGUGCGGGCGCUCCUAGAGCUGCAGAGACCCCGCAAGGGCGCCGCCUCCCAGCUCCAUGUGGAACAUCUCCAGCCCGAUAAGUACCUGGCGCCGAGGUUCCUCAAGAAACUUAAGAGCAAGUUCACCCAACGCGUGCUCGAGAGCCACGCGAACGUCAAGGACCUGCCGCUGCUGGAGGCGAAGCUGCAGUACAUCAAGACGUGGCAGAACCUCCCUGACUACGGCCAGACCCUGUUCGUCGUCCGCUUCAUGGGCCACCGCAAGGACGAGAUCAUCAGCAUCGCCAACAACCGCAUCAUGAGACUCGACCCCAGCACCGGGGAUCACAUCAAGACAUGGAGAUUCAGCACCAUGAAGGCGUGGAACGUAAACUGGGAGAUCAAACACAUGAUGGUGCAGUUCGAGGAGGGUAACAUUAUAUUCUCCGUGCAGUCCGCUGACUGCAAAGUCGUACAUGAGUUCAUCGGAGGCUACAUUUUCCUCUCCAUGCGCUCCAAGGACGCCAACCAAACUCUAGACCAAGAAUUGUUCCACAAACUGACUGGUGGUUGGACGUAAACGAUUAUUUACCUUUUUAGAUUGUACACAUAUUUUAAUAUGAAUUUUUGAUGUACAGCCUUUUUCAUGUGCCUUCAAACUCAGGUCUGAAUAUUUUGAUAAACAUAUACAAACAGCAAAUAACAACACAAUAUAACUUGAAAUGAAAUAAUAUGGCUGUUUAAUGAUUACCUACUUUAGUUAAUAAUUUUAUCUUCUCUUUAAUUUAGUGUAAGUCUUCAACAUGUAGAUCUUAUGUGCUUCCAAUGCUAAAUAAUUUAUGCUUGUAAUGUCUGUCGUAAUUAUUAUUGGUUAAUAUUUAAAUAAGUAUAACUUUUUAUGACCCAUCUUAUUUUAUACAAUAAGCAAAGAUAAAUAGAGGAAACAAAAAGUAUCAUUACAACAUAAUAUUAUUAAGUAACACUGGGCUGAAAUUUAAGAUCUCUUGGUAAAAAUUGAAGAGGAAUACGUAGUCUUUGCAGACUGCAAAUACUUUCGUGGGGCAAGAAGAGCGCACACACGGGAACACGUUGUUGGUAAAUCAGUGAUCAGACGGGUCGUGAUUGGAAGAUCACAGUCAGACGGUAACAAGUUGUUUGUAGCUAGUAAACAUUACUGAUAUACAGUGUGUUAGUGUAAACACCGUUAUCCUUGAAACCAUCAAAUGAGCCCGUCAA
This is a messenger RNA of Aricia agestis (brown argus), 3241 nucleotides long. RefSeq names its product unc-112-related protein-like. The transcript is spliced from 12 exons. NCBI's taxonomy places the organism in Eukaryota, Metazoa, Arthropoda, Insecta, Lepidoptera, Lycaenidae. Gene Ontology annotation, biological process: integrin-mediated signaling pathway; cell-matrix adhesion. Gene Ontology annotation, molecular function: integrin binding. The record is from RefSeq and is a predicted model, not a curated record. Bases 423 to 2585 code for a protein of 720 amino acids. Gene Ontology annotation, cellular component: cell-substrate junction.